Molecule: messenger RNA, 1910 nt
Organism: Trichoderma virens Gv29-8
Lineage: Eukaryota; Fungi; Ascomycota; Sordariomycetes; Hypocreales; Hypocreaceae
Exons: 2
Coding region: 71-1696 (541 amino acids)
Biological process (GO): transmembrane transport; carbohydrate transport
Cellular component (GO): membrane
Molecular function (GO): carbohydrate:proton symporter activity
Source: RefSeq, a predicted model, not a curated record
AAACAUCACUCCAUCUUGAAUCUCGCCUUACUGAAAAUUACCCGACGAUAACGGCGACGACAAGUUCAACAUGGUCCCCCACUCUGAGGAGCAGAAAGUUGCAGUGGAGGACGGACACAAUCCCAAGGUGAUCACCGUGGAGGAGUCUGCCGCGUUCACUGGGGAUUCCGGACAGGCAGUGUCACCGGACCAUGGCGCUAUUAAUGUGCUCUUGGUCCUCUCCUGCCUUGCUUUCGGCGCAGCAUCGUUCUUAUUUGGAUACGAUGACAAAGUCAUAUCACCUGUAGCCGCAACAGAGUAUUUUGUGAAGAAAUUUCAGGGCCAUCCUAACCCGGCCAGUGGAAAGUUUGCCCUCACUGCGCGCAACCAGGACCUUGUUUUCUCUGUUCCUCUUGUCGGCAGUGUCGUGGGUGGUUUAGCCACAACGCCACUUAGCAGUCGUUUCGGGCGAAAGUGGACUCUGCUGGGAUCAUACUGCUUCUCCUUCUUGGGGAGUUUCCUGCAACUUUUCGCCCCAAACCUGGCCACUUUUGUCAUUGGUCGAUUCGCCACGGACUUCGUCAUUGGAAUUGCACAUACUGUUGCGCCGCUAUAUCUGUGCGAGGUCGUGCCAACAUCGAUGCGUGGUAGGGGCGUUUCAAUCUACAAUAUCCUAAACCUACUCUCUGGUGUGGUUUCUACCAUCAUUGUCAACUCAACGCACAACAUCAAUGAUUCAAGAUCAUACCAGAUUCCAUUGGCCGUGCAAGCCGGCUUACCAAUGCUUCUCUUGCUGUUAUCACUUCCUAUUCCCGAAAGCCCGCAGUGGCUCGUAUCCAAGGGCCGCCUGGAAGAGGCAAAGCAUAAUCUACGCCGCCUGCGUGGCUACGCUACCUGGCAGCUGGAAGACGAAUUCCGUGUCAUCGUGCUCUGCGAAGAGAAUGAGCGUGAGCUGACAGCUAAUGUACAAUUCUGGCACCUAUUCAACCGUGAGAACCUUAGGCGGACCAUCACCGCGGGCUCUUUCUACUCACUGAACCAAAUAUCUGGAGUGAUUCUAUCGACAACGUAUACGACUGUCUUCCUCAGCCAGCUCGGCAUUGGCAACGCUUUCGUAUUUACUGUUAUAGCGUCAUGCUGCACAUUAGCUGGGACUAUCUUCUCUCCAAUGGUGAUAGAUAUCUACGGCCGUCGCCCAACCGCUUUGUGUGGCAUGGUGAUCCUUUUCGUUAUCGACAUUGUGGCUGGAGCGCUGGCAUUUUUCCCCAAUAAUAGUAACGCGUUGCUGACCAUCGCUGCACUGGGCUUCAUCUUUAAUUUUUUCUGGGCUACAUCUUUCUUAUCCAUCUCUGUGCUCUUGCCACCUGAGAUUGCCACGCCGAAGCUCCGUAGUCACACCAUGGCAUAUACUGUUGCCUGCGCUCAAACGACCGCAGUCAUCACCACCUUCGCUGUGCCGCAACUGACUGACGCCAGUGCGGCUGGCCUCGGAGCUAAGACAUAUCUCGUCUUUGCUGGAUGUAUGGCUUGCGUCAUUGUCUGGAGCUUUUUCCUCAUGCCGGAAACUAAGGGCCGUACAUACGCUGAGAUUGAUGAGAUGUACGAUAAAAAAGUCCCUAUGUGGAGAUGGAGCUCGUUCGAGACUUUAACUCAAGCCAAGCAGGUCACAUUGAUGACAGAAAAACUAGUCGGCGACAGUGCAGUCAUAGCAAUGUGACAAAUUGGAAUCCUAUAAAAUAGGUUUCAAAGCCUUAGGUUAAGUUAUAUUGCAAUGUCUAGAAUAUCCCUAGCAACUUUAAAAUACAGAGAUGUCCUAUAACUAGAGCAUAUAUCUGUUAACUUGAUUCAUAUGACAUCUCCAAAAUGGUUGUAUUUAAACACUUAUAUUGUAAUUGAAAGCGAGAGACCGACUCCUCUCUAAAAUCGACUCC